This is a messenger RNA of Paramuricea clavata, 666 nucleotides long. Lineage: Eukaryota; Metazoa; Cnidaria; Anthozoa; Malacalcyonacea; Plexauridae. The record is from the annotation of a GenBank genome assembly.
AUGAAGUACACCAUACAGGAAGACAUUGGUGCUCAUUUCCUACACAAAGUCGUAGAGGAAGUUAAGGAUGGAAAAACAUUCUCUUUUGUCAUUGACAACAUUGACUGGGAGGAGCAUGUUCAUGAAAUGCGGUCAGAUAACCAAAACGAGAGUGUGCAUGCCGUAGCAACAUCUAUAGUGUUUGAUUGUGUUUCAUCCAGCCACUUGCCAGAUGAAGAGCCACAGCAGUCCUUAGCUUCCUGUGAUGUUGUCAAAUUAGUCCAGUUAUCGGACAGUGAUAUUGCAUUAUUGAUAUUGAUUUAUAAGUCAAUAGCCGCACAUAUUCUUUGUGAAUACAUCCCAACCUUUAAAUUCCUCAAGGACUUGGUGACUCAUUUUGAUGUACCGAUGCAACAUAAGGUGGAGAUGCAACAAAAGUCCCUUGUUGUGCCCUUCCCUGUCCUGUUUAAAGAUGAAAAGAAAUAUGCAGAAAUUGUGCAUGUGUUGGAUCAGCUGGAAAAAUGGGUCCACCAAAUUUAUGCUCUGGCAGGCAAAAUUCCACCUGAAAAAGAUAUCUCAAAUGCCCACUAUGUGACCCUUCCAUCAGUACCAUCUACCUCCCAACCUGACCAGCCAUUAUCACAUGUCCACCCUGUUGCUGAUCCGAAUGAUCCCUUAGCAAAUUAG